AGCGCCACCUCGCGAACCUAAGUAGAACUGAGCAUCAAACAUGGCCGACAGGAGGCCUUUCGACGCCAAAGACUUUCAAGUCAAAAACUCGGCAGUUUUCGGGCUCGUCCUUGAAAGCUCGACCGCGUUUACUCCCGCUCCAGAUUGCCGAGGUGGAAAAGAGACUUAUUCUACUCUUCUGGAACUGUCUGUAGCUGCUCUCGCGAAGUACCAGUCUCUCAUGCAGACAGCUGUGAAAACCGUGCCCCGCGUGCUGUUGAUCAAGUUGUUGAAGGAAGCCCUGCUGAGAUCCCACCACCUGUGUAUCCGAGACUUGAUCUCCAACUGGCCGGAGAGAUCACUGGAUUUCAGCGAGAUCCUGGGAUCUCAGCACAGACAUCGUGUACAGGACCUGCUGAACUGGGAGUCUGGGCGGGCCAAAAUCAUCGCUCACAGCUUACUCAACUGUCAGAGUGGAGCUUUACAAGUGGUGGAUUUGAGAGAAGCCCUGCCAAAUCGAGAGGCGACUGUCAGCUUUGUGGAGGCCUCCUUACAGUCCCACAGACAGCAGCGUACAAAAGAUCUUCAUGUGUACCUGAACAUGUGGACAGAGGACUGUCUCAUGGAGGAAGGCAAGGUAGCGAAGUCGCUGUCACCCGAGGAAAGGGGGAUAAAGCUCCACCCCUUUAGAGUAGUCACAGUGUCCCUGGGUAGUACACUGGAGAGACUGGGGAGAAGACUGGAGCCACAGGUCCUGACUGGGCUAGAGUUGAAGUCUGACACAUUCGAAACAGCUGACUCGUUCGCUACCCUUCUCGGGGGAGGAAAGUUCCCAAACCUCUCAGCACUCAGCCUCCCCAACUUUGCCAAGCCACUGGAACCGGCAGACUUCCAGGUGCUGGGAGAAGUCCUGUCCCACCUGCCGGCACUACGUAGGCUGAACCUGAACGGUCUGCGGGUGAUGGGGCAGCUGCGGCAGCUACUACAAAACAUGCCGGGACACCUGGAGCACCUGAACGUCUCCCACUGCAGACUCGUUUCAAUAGAUGUUCUGUUCUUGUACGAAUCCCGACAUGCUGACACCCUGCGAGAACUCAGCAUAUGUGGUAUGUCAAGAUUUAACCACCUGUGCCUUUUGGUGAGAGGAGUGGCACCACAGAUUGAAUGGCUGGACUUGAGCGGUUGUCCGGAGUGCUUCGAAGAAGACUUUCUUAGCCGGAUGAGAUUCAUUCUGCGAUCCCCUUUCUCCAAACUCAGGUUCCUCAACUUCACAGGGAAUUUGAUUUCUAAUUUUAACCCAGCCAUUUCUGUCUGUCUGUUUUUUGCAGGAUCUGAUAGGAUACGUUCUCUAGCCACCCUGCACCUGGAUGCUAUGCAUUUAAAUGAAUCAUUUGCGGAACUAGCACGUGCAAAGUUAGGUAACGUUAAUGGCAAAAACAGGCCUAAGAAAGUACAAGCUCAGUACGAUCCAGACACGGGUUUAACCGUCUUGAAAGUCCUUUGGAUGGACACAGCCAUGUAGGCUUGUUCUUGGUUAAAUUUGGUUCCUUGUUUGGCAUUGCAUUCAGGAUUCACUUUUUUUUCAUCCCUUGUUGUGACAAGCCUUUUAACUGAAGAAUUAUCAUUUACAUGAUGGUUGUGAGUGUGAUAGACUAGAGGUGUAUAACUCUAACAAUGUAAAAUAUGAUUUUUGAGGAAAAGGAUAUGUCAACUAUUA
This is a messenger RNA of Branchiostoma floridae (Florida lancelet), 1696 nucleotides long. Its product is annotated as leucine-rich repeat-containing protein 14-like. The transcript is spliced from 6 exons. The record is from RefSeq and is a predicted model, not a curated record. Lineage: Eukaryota; Metazoa; Chordata; Leptocardii; Amphioxiformes; Branchiostomatidae. Gene Ontology annotation, cellular component: cytoplasm. Bases 41 to 1501 code for a protein of 486 amino acids.